Folsomia candida is the source of this 766-nucleotide messenger RNA. RefSeq lists its product as uncharacterized. Lineage: Eukaryota; Metazoa; Arthropoda; Collembola; Entomobryomorpha; Isotomidae. The coding region runs from base 131 to 766 and encodes 211 amino acids. The transcript is spliced from 2 exons. The record is from RefSeq and is a predicted model, not a curated record.
UCUUCCUUAAGGCAGCUUCUCAUCUUCCGCUCAACUUUUCUUAAAACCUUUUUCAAAGUUUCCGAAAUAAUAUUUCCAAAAAGCAAUCUCGUUUCAAGAGUCAAACCAACCAAGAAAAUUUGCAGAAAGCAUGGCAAUGUCUAGUAGAAAGUUGGGGAACGAAUAUUCUGAGGAAUUUCAACGCGAACUUUCAUGGAUUUGGAAAAUGUUGGAGAAUAGAAAUGUGACGGAAAUCUCAGCCAAAGAGGACAUCCCACUCGACUUGUCACCCGUGAAGAACUCAUCGGAGAAUUCUUCAAAUGGAUCGCCAUCUCCACCCGCAGCAGAAUCCUCGUCAUCGUUCCAACCUAUUUUUUUCACUGGUUCAACCCCAUUUCCGGCAGUAGCUCCUUCUUCUCCUCAGAAAUUCAACCCCAUCGUCGGCACAGCGGUCAAAUUUUCGCCAUCGCCAGCUCCGCGGUCAUCUGGGUUCCGCCCACUGCCAAUAAACAUUCUGCCAGACACGAGCAAUUUAUGGGAAACGGAAAAAUCCAAUUUGCUGAGCAAUUAUGUUGGACGCGUGGACAGACCGGUCCCCAUUUACACUCACCCGGCCGUCGUUGGAGAGCGGACGUUUGAGAAAAUCGUCCCCCAGACCAAUUACGUCCUCCAAAAGGCAGAUGGUCGCCCAAACAUUGCCAAGGAAGAGGUUUAUUUCUAUUUACUCCCGGACAAAUCUCAAUCAGUGAGCGCAGAUGAAUCGGUAAGAUUACAAUUAUUUAACUAA